AUGUCAGGUUCCCUCGCUUCCCAUCCAUCUGCAUCCACCACAAUGCAAGAAUUAGGACAGGGGAUAGUCAAGAAUGAAGAGGACGACGGCUUUUUCGUGCUAUCUUCAUCUGUACCCAAUCCUGGGCAGUCCAGCAUGUACACGAUCUGUACCAAGGACGAAGAAACGCUUGUGCUCAAUGUGACAAUCGACGAGUCAAGGGCCGAAGUGGAAAGCCUCAUUGGACCUUCGGACCUCUUGCUCUCCGGUGCCAACUUUGCGAUUUCUAUCAUGACAAAGAUAUGUGGGAACAGACAAGAUCUCGUGCAGCGCCUCGCUGCAGUGAAAGAAUCUUGCCAGCAACGAGCCGCCCUCUAUCAGAUGGCAGCUGACGAUCGGCAGUCGCACACGGAUGCUAUCAUGAAAGAGUUUGAAUCCUAUCUUCUCAACCCUCGAGCCGUGCCAGCAUGUCGUCGCUAUGGCAACUUACGAGAGAUCACCCGAGAUCACCUGACGGCAUACAUCGAGAGCGACCAACUUGAUCGUGGAAAUCGAGAGGUUUUAGCUGGGAUAGCAAGGGACCCUACGAACAAUUGGUACUUCCACUCAGCUUUCGAAACUCCGUUCAAUGACAGAAACAAGGCUAUCGUAGAAGAUCCUGCACUAUUUGCGGCGUUGGUUGAGCAGUUGGCGCCGAGGCUCUCCGCACUUCUGCAGGAAGACAGAACCCGCGCGCGAGAGACAAUGGAUUUCGACAGGAUGUACCUUCAAUUUCGUAGUAGCUGGUAUGUGUCUAUCAAAUGGUUGACCGCAUGCGUCGACGUGCAGGACACUCAGGAGUUGUCGGUAGAUUCCAUCGACCAACCCCUGACCUCUGAGGCUGUGGGUGGUAUCGUAUCGAUCGAUCCGCUGAGAUGCGCGCUAGACCAGCAGCACGAGAUCGACGCAGACGUGAAACGUUGA
Molecule: messenger RNA, 942 nt
Organism: Filobasidium floriforme
Lineage: Eukaryota; Fungi; Basidiomycota; Tremellomycetes; Filobasidiales; Filobasidiaceae
Exons: 2
Coding region: 1-942 (313 amino acids)
Source: RefSeq, a predicted model, not a curated record